AUGCGCAUUGCAACGCUCCUCGUCUUGCUGCCGGCGCUCGCCGUGAACCUCGCGUCCGCGCUCGCGCCCAUCAUCGUGCGCGGCAACUACAUGUACAACUCGGAGACGGGCGACCGCUUCUUCAUGCGGGGUAUGACAUACGAGUACGACGUGAGCGAUAAGAACUACGCGGCCAACUCCAAGGCCGCGAUCGCGCGCGCCGUCACCGACUUCAACGGGACGCUCAACACGCUCCGCAUCUACAACGUCAACCCCGAGAACAGCUACAAGGAGUUUAUGACCGACAUGGAGGCCGAGGGUAUCUACGUCAUGGUCUCAGCGUCGCCCUCGAACGUCGCGUACUAUGGCUCGUACAUGUACUCGACGAUCACGAAGAACCUCGCGGCCGACAGCCAGCCCACGUCCUGCUACCCGUCGUACCUGCUCAACUAUGGCAAGAGCAUCGCGCUCGCCUUCUCGCAGUACAACAACACGCUCGGCAUGGUCAUGGCCAACGAGGUCAUGCAAAUGUCGUUGCGCCCCGCCGCGUGCGUCAAGCAGUACGUUGCGGACGUCAAGAAUUGGAUGCGUGCCAAGUCGAGCAACAUGCGCGUGCUCCCGCUCGCCUACGCGGCCGCCGACAGCUCGUACUCUGGCGAGAAGGACGAUACGGAGAAGCCGGCGGUCGCGCCGGCCGCGGACGAGUACUCGGUCAUUAAGAUCCAAGGUCUUCUCUGCGGCGACAAGAUGGUCGACGGUGUCAUGCAGCAGAGUAUCGACAUUUACCUCCUCAACGAGUACCGGUGGUGCAACAGCAACAACUUUGGCAACUCGUACCAGCGCCUCCUCAACCUCGCCAAAGGUGUCCCGAUCGUCAUGGCGCUCGGCGAGUACGGCUGCGACCUCGUCAACCCGCGCACGUUUGACAUGAUCCCGUAUCUCUUCGACGACUCCAAGACGUCCAACGGCUUUACGGAUGUUUACUCGGGCGGCUACGCCUACUCGUUUGGCGAGGCGUCGCUGCCCAAGGGCUCCAACUUUCCGCUCUUCACGGGCGGCGACAUGGCCAUCUCGGGCAAGCCCGGCACGACCGCGACGCCGUCGUAUGCGAACCUCCUCUCUCAGUUCAAGAAAAAUCCGACCGCGGGCUUUACCAAGGCGGCGUGGAAGACGGACGACAAGUGCGCUUGGGUCCCGCCGCUUGCGACCAGCGUCGACGCCAGCAACGCGCGCGCCGCGUCCGGCUGGAUCCAGCCGACGUGCGACAAGAUCAAGGUCAUCUCGACCGACACGUGGACGACCGUGACGCGCGAAGGCAUGGUCUGCAACGACAAGGGCGGCACGUGCGACGUGCCGGUGCCGGCCGCGGCAACGUCACGGCGGGCGGCUUCGCGUGCGUGA
Molecule: messenger RNA, 1380 nt
Organism: Saprolegnia parasitica CBS 223.65
Lineage: Eukaryota; Oomycota; Saprolegniomycetes; Saprolegniales; Saprolegniaceae
Exons: 2
Coding region: 1-1380 (459 amino acids)
Biological process (GO): cell wall (1->3)-beta-D-glucan biosynthetic process
Cellular component (GO): cell wall
Molecular function (GO): 1,3-beta-glucanosyltransferase activity
Source: RefSeq, a predicted model, not a curated record